Messenger RNA from Pseudomassariella vexata, 2704 nucleotides. RefSeq names its product fungal-specific transcription factor domain-containing protein. The transcript has a single exon. The coding region runs from base 237 to 2519 and encodes 760 amino acids. The record is from RefSeq and is a predicted model, not a curated record. Gene Ontology annotation, molecular function: DNA-binding transcription factor activity, RNA polymerase II-specific; zinc ion binding; DNA binding. NCBI's taxonomy places the organism in Eukaryota, Fungi, Ascomycota, Sordariomycetes, Amphisphaeriales, Pseudomassariaceae. Gene Ontology annotation, biological process: DNA-templated transcription; regulation of DNA-templated transcription.
CCCACCUUUUACGGCGCGAUGUACUUUAAAGACAACAAGGACGCCUGACCCUCAUAAAGAUGGUUUAUUGACGACAACCUGCUUUGCAUUUGGCCCUGCGCUUCACCAGCAUCCAACUUCGCAUUCCCGCAGAAACAAAUUUGCAGAGCGUAGUUUCUGGAUACGACAUAUUAUCUCCGAUGGAUGGGCUUCUACCACGGAGGCACCCAUGAUCUUCCUUGAAUGUCAAUGCCGUCAUGGAGUCCCCAUCUAACUCAUCCGUACACAACAGGGCAAAACCGAAGAACAAGCUAAGUUGCACGGUAUGCAGGAACCGCAAGAUUCGCUGCGACCGCACGUAUCCGUGUGCCCACUGCGUCCGGUCCGGCGCCGAAUGCGUCUUCCCCGUGCGAAAGCGCAUGCAGCGGCCCAAGAAGACGAAAAACUCGGAACUGCUGAGCCGUCUGAGUCGGCUCGAGGCCAUUGUCGGUAGAGUGGACCCGGACGCCUUGAGCGAGGUCAACCUGUCGGAUCUCAAGACACCGGUGUCACAUGUGCCGGUGCAGUCUCCAGGCAGGCCUCUGAUUCAUCCCUUCCUUGAGGGCAAUGAAACCCCCCUGGAGGCGGCGGCGGCGGCGGCACCACAGGCCGUCUGCGGCCCCCAGACGGACGCCCACACGUCAAAGUAUUUAAGUGGUCAUUUCUGGGCCAACCUUUGCAACGAGGUUGGAGGGCUAAGGCACGCGCUGGAGGAGCCAUCAGGUUCCGACUCUGACGAUGAUUCCGAGGAUGGAACUCCGGACUCUGCUGCGGAUCAGAUGCUGGCACCUCAGUCAUUCAGUUCCGGUUUCCAAGGGUUGUUAGCCAGUCGCACGUCGUCAAGCACUGGAGAAUUAAUCCAUCCCUCGCCAGAUCAGAUCCGCUCCCUGGCUACCAUCUACUUCUCCAAUGUAGAUCCUAUUUUGAAAAUACUUCACAAGCCUACCGCUCUGGAAAUGGCUGGUGCUGCAAUUGAUAGCCUCAACAAGUCUCAGGAAGCUCUCCUGUUUGCGAUUUACUUCGGUGCCGUCGUCAGUCUUCCCUCAUCCACCAAUACCGCCAGACUUGGUCUCGAACAUGCUUUGCCGGUCCUGUGUGCCAAGUAUCAGCUUGCUGUAGAGCGUGCACUCGCAGCUGCAGACUACCUGAACAAUCCUGACCUUGAGUGCCUCCAAGCGCUGGUCAUAUAUGUGGCGUGUCUCCGCUGCCACAACGGGUCCCGUUCCUCCUGGGUUCUUGUCGCUCUUUUACUGCGUCUAGCGCAAGCCAUGGACCUCCAUAGAGAUGGCGACGGGAGUCAGUUCACCCCCUAUAUCGCCGAGCUAAGACGGCGACUUUACUGGCAAAUAGUGGUGCUUGACGUCCGAGCUGCCGAAGACAGAGGAACCGAGGCUAUGGUAGUCUCGGGCAGCUACGAUACACGCCUACCUCUGAACCUCAACGACACGGACUUCAGUCCAGACACGAGAGGCCCCCUCGUGGAGCGGGCAGGUCCGUCCGAUACGACCUUUAGCCGCUGCACGGCGCAAAGUUCUGGCAUUUUUCUCUACGUCGGCCCGCCAACAAACUGCCCUGGUGGCAUGCCCGCGAGAAGCAAGGACGAACUCAUCGCGCAUGUGCAAGAGCUCGAAGCACAGUUUAUUACGAAGUCAGACCCUUCCCAUAUCGGCUCCUACUUCGCAUCCAUGCUCGUCCGCCUCAUCAACCUCAAGCUCUGGCUCGUGCAACAAUACCCCGUCCACCUGCACCGAAGCCCGCAGGACACAGACGACACCUCUACGUCCAACCACUCUCGCUGGCCCAAGGUAUCCCACGAGGUCAUGCUGCAGACGGCCAUAUCCGUCAUGGAGCUGCAACAACACUGGCGUUCGGACCCCUAUUCCAUACCGUUCGACUGGUGGUACAUGACGUAUGUCCAGUGGCACCCCCUUGCAGUAUCUCUUGCAGAGCUGUGCUCGCAGACUCGGGGUCCGCUCGUGGAAAGGUCAUGGAAGUGCAUAGAGGAUGUUUUCCCCAAAUAUGGCGAGAUCGUGGCUGAGAGCAAGCGUGGCUCGCUGUGGCGGCCCAUCCGAAAAUUGUACAAAAAGGCCAAGGCCGCGAGGACCGAGGCGCUCCGCGAGGAUGCGCACAAGCUUGCUGAGGCAUCAGGGUUCGGUAGGGGGGACGUCCUUAUGACAACUGGUCCCGAUGCGCUCGCUGCGGCUGAGAGUACUGCUGCUGAAACCAUCUCUGCCACAACUGCCGUCCAAACAGCAGAAGACGCACGGCAGCCAGCGCCACUGUCGCCGGUACAGAGCUUUCCCGGCGGCCUAACGACGGCGUCGUUCUCUACUUUGUUUCAGGAUCCAACGGGCUGGGUGGGUAUGAGUUUUCCCGAUCUCAGCUUCGACAUGCCGGCUGACCCGACGUUCGAGGCUACGAAUUGGGGGGUAUGGAAUGAGUUCGUGAAUGACUAUGCGGGUAACAGCUCGAAGACGAGUUCUAGUGAGGAGGGAGGUUGAAAAGCGUGCGAGCUGGGAAGGGAGAGGCUGGUACUAUUGGUAGGUUGUUUAUCAAAAUAUCAUAUCCUAAAAAAAACAAGUUACAACGCCUGCCCAAAUUUUAGGUUAUAAUUGGUUAGUCUUGUCUUUUCUAAAGUGUGGAAGUGAGUGCAUUGGCUUGACAGUCAAGGUGAGAUGGGCAUGGA